Molecule: messenger RNA, 1539 nt
Organism: Plasmopara halstedii
Lineage: Eukaryota; Oomycota; Peronosporomycetes; Peronosporales; Peronosporaceae
Product: cytoplasmic catalase
Exons: 1
Coding region: 1-1539 (512 amino acids)
Biological process (GO): hydrogen peroxide catabolic process; response to hydrogen peroxide
Cellular component (GO): peroxisome; mitochondrion; cytoplasm
Molecular function (GO): catalase activity; heme binding
Source: RefSeq, a predicted model, not a curated record
AUGGCACCACCAACUUGUACGACGAGUAAUGGAGCCCCGAUGCCAAAAUACGGUCUUACCGCCUCUGCGACGGCUGGAUCCACAGGACCACUUCUUCUUCAAGAUUUUGAAUUUUUCGAUCAUCUGUCACAUUUUGAUCGGGAACGCGUUCCAGAGCGUGUUGUGCACGCCAAAGGUGGUGGUGCCUUUGGAUACUUUGAGGUGACGCAUCCCGAAAUCACCGAUUUCACGUGUGCUAAAUUAUUUUCAAAAGUGGGUAAGCGAACGCCUGUGGCUGCUCGCUUUUCAAUUGUAACAGGUGAACAUGGAAGUCCCGACACAAUGCGAGAUCCGCGUGGAUUUGCACUUAAGUUCUAUACGGAAGAAGGGAAUUGGGACCUUGUUUGCAACAAUACCCCCAUCUUUUUCAUUCGUGAUCCAAUCUUGUUUCCAAGUUUUAUCCAUUCGCAAAAACGUUUACCCGCUUCAAAUUUAAAGGAUGCCAACAUGGCUUGGGACUUUUGGUCACUGCGUCCAGAGUCGCUCCAUAUGCAGACGUGGCUAUUCUCCGAUCGUGGAAUUCCAAAUGGUUACCGAUUCAUGAAUGGAUAUGGUAGCAACACGUUUGGUAAUGUAAAUUCGGAUGGUAAAUUGACUUAUGUCAAGUAUCAUUUUAAAACAGAUCAAGGAAUCCGGAAUAUGCCUGUGGAUGAAGCUGCUUUUCUUGCAGGUGCCGAUCCGGAUUAUGCCAAUCGUGAUUUGUAUGAAGCUAUUGAAGGAGGAGAGUUUCCAACAUGGACGUUGUACAUUCAAACUAUGACACCCGAGCAAGCAAAGAAACAUAAGCAUAUUGCAUUUGAUGUGACAAAAGUUUGGCCUCAUGGUGAUUUUCCUUUAAAAGAAGUGGGUCGAUUGGUGUUGAACAAGAAUCCACGAAACUAUUUUGCUGAAGUUGAACAAUUGGCGUUUUCUCCUUCUCAUAUGGUGCCUGGAAUCACUCCUUCACCUGAUAAAAUGCUACAAGGUCGUUUGUUUUCGUAUCCGGAUACGCUGCGUCAUCGUCUUGGAAAAAAUUAUCAGCAAAUUCCGGUAAAUCGUCCACUGAAUGAACCACAGACGUACCAACGAGAUGGUCCGAUGGUUGUGAAUGGGAACAUGGGUGAUGCGCCUACUUACUUUCCUAACAGUAUGGGAGGACCAGAGGAAGUUGAGUCGCUUCGCUACAAUUCGUACGAUGGAGAGCACACGGUCGUGGAUAAAUAUCCGUCUCCAGAUGAUGAUAACCUUUCGCAAGUUCAGGUAUUUUAUCGCAAAGUGUUGGAUGAUGAAGCUCGUGAACGCUUAACGGAUAACAUUGCAACUUCGCUCAUUAACGCCGAGAAAAAGGUUCAGGAUCGGACAUUAAAGAAUUUUCAAGAGGUGGAUGAACAUUAUGCUCGUCGUGUGAAGGAAAAGAUGGAUCAAAUGCUAGCAGCCAAGGAAGCAGCUCCAAAAUCGAAAAAACACAUAACUGCUCCGCUGAAUCCACCACGCAAGGCUUUUACACCAGUGGCGCCGUAA